AUGAUACGUUUGUGAUUAUAAAGCGAGAUAUGAAGGAUGCGUUUCUAAAUCAUCUGAACUCCAUUAAUGGAAAUAUAAACUUUACUAUGGAACUAGAAUCUUGCAGUGGCACACUGCCAUUCCUCGAUUGCCUAGUUCACAGGAACGGUGGACGGCUAAAGACGACGAUAUAUCGCAAGCCGACAGAUACGGACGGAGUGCUUCAUUACAGUUCGGGUUAUCCAAAACAAGUCUAUGCCGCUAUCGCAUCCUCUCUGUUUCACAGAGCCCAGACUCUGUGUACAGAGGAGGAGGACAGGAAGGCCGCUCGUAAGGAGACGGUGAGCAAAUUAGUAGACAGUGGAUAUCCGAGGCG
This is a messenger RNA of Dicrocoelium dendriticum, 355 nucleotides long. NCBI's taxonomy places the organism in Eukaryota, Metazoa, Platyhelminthes, Trematoda, Plagiorchiida, Dicrocoeliidae. The record is from the annotation of a GenBank genome assembly.